AUGUUUUCAGAUCUUCUAAGCAUACCAAAGCGAGAUCUCAGUGAUAAUGAAGAAGUCACACCAUUACACAAUGCCGUCAAAAUGGGGAAUACCGUAAUGGCAAAAAAUUUCAUAGACUCAAAGUCAAUGUGGAUUGAUGAGCCGGAUAUCAGAGGCCAAACAGCUCUGCACUUGUCGAUUACUUAUGGUGACACUGAAAUGACUUCCCUUCUUCUGAAAGGUGGAGCUAAUGUAGAUGCAGCAGACCAUGAUGGGACAACAGCUUGUCAUAUAGCAUGUAGAGAUGGUAUGAUUGAUCAUUUCAACCUUCUUAUUUACUAUCAUGCGGACAUCUGUUCUGUGGAUAGAGCUGGAAGGACACCGUUUGAUUUAGCUUGUGAACAAGGACAGGAGAAGAUGUUGGAAAGAUUGUUUAUUUGUGGUUUAAAGAAAAUUAACUUCCAAUGUAUGGACUACUUUCAUACUGCGUCUGCACUACAUCUUGCAGCAGAUAGUGGUCAGGUUCAGGUUGUUUCCUUACUACUCGACAAUAACUGGUACUUGAAUUUCACCUCUGAGAGCGGGUCGGCACUUCAUAUGGCGGCAGGGUCUGGUCAAAUACAAGUUGUGCGGUUUUUAUUAAAAACUGGAAUCGACGCCACUAUAACCAAUUCAGAUGGGCUGACAGCUUACGCAUGGGCCAAAAAAAAUAGUGGCCGGAAUCCAAUAACAUACAAGGAGAUCCGGUUUCUGCUAAAAAACUUCCACACGUUUACCAAUGCGAUAGCUGUUGAAGACUAUUGUGGUGUCGAAGCAAACGAGCUGAGCUUAUCAAAAGGUGACCAAGUGUGGGUUAUAGAACGUCGUACUUCGGAAGUUUGGAAGGGAAUUGUGUUUGGACGGAAAGGAAAUUCGCGGAGCGGAUUUUUUCAAUCAAGAGUUAUUGAAGAGCAGAAAGAGACAAGAGAUAAGAACGAGGAGAUUCUUACGACGCCAAAGAUUGAAACAAGAAAAAAUCAUAACAAAAUGAGCUCACGUAUCGCCAAAAGCCAGAAGAACCCAACGUCAACCUUCUCCAAGCAAGCCUCGAUCCCAGUUGUCCCGCGUAGAAGUUGCUCCACUAUACAGUAUCAUGAUAUCAACCGCAACACGCCCACUCAAAUGACUUCAUUCGGACGGACGGCAUCAUGCUACGGCGAUACGAAUAAUCUGAAACCGAAUAAUGCGAUGACGAAAUCCACAUCCGGCUCAUUUGGCUCCGACUCCUUUCAUGUAUUCAACAAUGGCAGUCGCACCUCCACGCCUAAUCCAUCCAACAUGUAUAACUCGUCUUCAUGCUUGUAUCCGGCCAAAGUUGAGAACCAUUACGCUUCGAUUGGCUCGAGUUCAAGUCAGAGCAGUUCCGGGUUUGAAAGUGCCAAGUGUUCCGCAUCCACAUCUGCUUCAUCAUUCCCGUCGGCUGGCCAAAGCAAUGAAUCUGGUUGUGAAUCUGCUCAUAGCGUCCGUUCAGUGGAAAGUGGUAGUGGGUCCUCAUCGUCAAUUCAUGGAUUGGACGAUUCUCUUUAUCGCUCGACUCACGAGGUGGACGUGACCGGAAUGGUACAAAGCGGUGUCCCACAUGCGGAAAUCUUGGCGAAUUGGUUGGAUAGUAUCAAUAUGAAUAGUUAUUUGGCAGUGUUUUUGAAGCAGGGAUAUGAUCUACAGACUAUUGCUCGCUGCACACCCGCAGAUCUACUAAGUCUCGGAAUCAAAAACCCGGAUCACCGCAAGAAACUCAUUAAUGACAUCCAUAGUUGGAAAAUUAUGGACCAAUGGCCAUCAGUUGUUCCGAACAACAGCUUGAGGGAUCUUUUGGAAUUGCAAUGGGAGGAUUUUGAGGAUAUUGGAGUGAAACGAUUGGGACACUUGAAGAGAUUUGGGUUGACUAUCAAGAAAUUAAAAGACCAUCAACGUCUAGCGGCCAGCAGUCUCCACCCAUCGCAAUACGCUGUUCACUCCAACCCCAGCAGCUACCAUGUCCCACAAACCUAUGGAUACUCAACCAUGACUGCUCCUCAGAGACAACAGUCAGGAACAACCUUCCGAAGCAAUGAUCCUCCACCUCCAGCACCAUCGGCACCAAAUCGAUCUCUGCGUGCCAGCAGUGACAAGAUCGAUUACUUGAGCUACCAACAGAACAACUGGAAAUCAGCGACAACGCUGCCGGAGGCACCUCCAAAACCGAUAUUCCUGUCGUCAAAGCCGAAAAGUACAUCAGAUUUACUAUUCGGGGAUGACACACCAAUUCGGUUGAACUUGGUAUCUACUGGAAAGAUAUUGAGUGAUAUUAGCAAGCUGAAAAAAGAUGAGGAGGAAGAUCAAGAAUUGGAUGACCCGAAUGAAUGCCCACCGCCUCCAGCACCUCUUCACUGCAAUGUUGGAAUGCACCAUAUCUCAUCGAGCAACCUGUCGUCAUUCAACUCUUCCCUCAGCCAUGAUCAGUUCCCGUUUGCGAAUGAGAAUUGUGGAACUAUAAGGUACUCAUCGGGUCGUCAAACCAAUGCGUUCGACGUGCCAACUUCACUGCCGCCACUAAUAUCCGAUGAUCAUGGAAGUGAAUCAUCUAUCGGUAGUUCCAGUAAAGCUCCAACAAUUGAUGAGAUGCUUCAGGACAUCCAGGGAGCCAUGGAUAACUUGAUAUCUCCGACUUCUACGUUGAGGAAAUAA
Messenger RNA from Caenorhabditis remanei, 2685 nucleotides. RefSeq lists its product as uncharacterized. The transcript has 19 exons. Lineage: Eukaryota; Metazoa; Nematoda; Chromadorea; Rhabditida; Rhabditidae. The coding region runs from base 1 to 2685 and encodes 894 amino acids. Gene Ontology annotation, molecular function: protein binding. The record is from RefSeq and is a predicted model, not a curated record.